ACGUAUAGCAACUUAGUGCUACAAAAAAGAAAAGAAAAAAAAUAUAUAACAGAAGCUGAUUGGCACUCAGCACUUGACAGCUGUGAAGCCCUUCUCCUACCCCGGUGUCAUGUGUCCAUCGUGAAUCCGGUAUAGGUAUCCUUGUUCAAUUGGAUUUAGGUAUGCUUUUAUAAGCCCUUCUCCGCUUAUAUGAAACGGGUUUACUACUACGUGAUGUUUCUUGGCCAAUAAUACAUUAUCACGUCACAAUGUAUUGUUGAAUAGGAACACUGUGCGUUCUACUCCUCCCUUGGCGGCAUAAAUUGGGAGCCUAAUUUAAUAAUCUCUUACACGUAACGACGUCUUCUUCUUCUUCCCCACUCACUCAGUGGUGUCGGUUUGCCGUCUCCCGCCGUUCUCUGCAAUGUCUUCCCCAACUGCAGAGGCAGAUACAAUCAAGAAAAUGAAGAAGGAAGCAAAGGCAAAAGAGAAAGAAUUGAAAAAGCAAAAAGCUUUGCAGAAAGCUAUCAAGCUGCAGGAGCAACAAGCAUGUGCUUCUACUUUGAAGACAAUUAAAACGAAGAAUGCAAGGCUUUUGGAUGAUGAAGAUGACAAUGCAAGGGACCCGGAGACUCCAUUCGGCCAGAAGAAAAGGAUGGCCAGUCAAAUGGCCAAAAUGUACCAUCCGCGUGCUGUGGAGAAGUCGUGGUAUGAGUGGUGGGAGAAAAUGGGGUUCUUCUCGGCAGAUGCUAACAGCUCUAAACCUCCAUUUGUGAUUGUUUUACCGCCGCCCAAUGUGACCGGCACCCUUCACAUAGGCCAUGCUCUUACUGCUGCUAUUGAGGACACUAUCAUUCGUUGGCGGAGAAUGUCCGGCUACAAUGCCAUGUGGGUGCCUGGAAUGGAUCAUGCCGGGAUAGCAACACAGGUGGUUGUUGAAAAGAAGCUUAUGAGUGAAAAAAAUUUAACCAGACAUGAUAUUGGUCGUGAGCAAUUUGUGGCUAAGGUUUGGGACUGGAAGAAAAAGCAUGGGAGCACCAUUUUACAGCAGCUCCGUCGCUUGGGUGCUUCUUUGGAUUGGUCCCGUGGGUGCUUCACGAUGGAUGAGAAAAGGUCAAAUGCCGUGACAGAGGCUUUUGUAAGGCUGCAUAAGCAGGGGCUUCUCUACAGGGCUAAUCGCAUAGUGAAUUGGGAUUGUGUGUUGCGUACAGCUAUAUCUGACAUUGAGGUGGAUUACAUCGAUAUAGAAGAAAGGACAUUACUGAGGGUUCCUGGAUACGAUAGUCCUGUUGAAUUUGGUGUGUUAACUUCAUUUGCUUACCCUUUGGAGGAAGGUUUAGGUGAGAUUGUGGUGGCCACCACUAGAGUGGAAACUAUGCUCGGUGAUACUGCCAUUGCUGUACAUCCUAAUGAUAAGAGGUAUGAACAUCUUCAUGGAAAACAUGCCAUCCAUCCUUUCAAUGGACGAAGGAUUUGUAUAGUCCUUGAUGAAAUUGUUGUUGAUCCAGAGUUCGGGACUGGUGCUGUGAAGAUUACCCCAGCCCAUGAUCCGAAUGAUUUUAAUGCGGGAAAGCGCCAUAACCUGGACUUUAUUAACAUCUUUACGGAUGACGGAAAAAUAAACGAGGAGGGUGGAGAAUUUGCAGGAAUGCCACGUUUUGAAGCCCGAGAAGCAGUGACAGAAGCACUAAAGAAGAAGGGUCUCUUUAAAGAAGCAAAGAACAACGAGAUGCGACUUGGAAUUUGCUCUAGAAGCCAAGAUGUUGUGGAACCCAUGAUAAAGCCCCAAUGGUAUCUUAAAUGCAGCGGUAUGGGAAAGCAAGCCCUUGAUGCUGUCGUAGAUGAUGAACACAGGAAGCUUGAGAUCAUCCCAAGAGAGUAUACUGCUGAAUGGAAGAGAUGGCUUGAGAACAUUCGUGAUUGGUGCAUCUCGAGGCAACUUUGGUGGGGUCACCGUAUUCCUGCAUGGUAUGUUGUUUAUGAAGGCGAUAAGCAGGAAGAUUUUGGAUUUAUUGAUGACCGAUGGGUAAUUGCUAGAAAUGAGGAAGAGGCUCAAGCAAAGGCUAGUGAUGCAUAUCAGGGGAAUUUUCAAUUAAUUCAGGAUCCUGAUGUCCUUGACACAUGGUUUUCUUCUGGUUUGUUUCCAUUGUCCGUGUUGGGCUGGCCAGAUAACACAGAAGAUCUGAAGGCUUUUUAUCCGACUGCAGUUCUUGAAACUGGACAUGAUAUUCUCUUUUUCUGGGUAGCUCGUAUGGUAAUGCUAGGAAUGACAUUGGGUGGCAACAUACCUUUUACAAAGGUAUAUUUGCACCCAAUGAUUCGUGAUGCCCAUGGACGUAAAAUGUCAAAAUCCUUGGGGAAUGUCAUUGAUCCACUUGAUGUAAUAAAUGGUAUUGAUCUUGAAGGUCUACGGAAGAAGCUUUUAGAGGGAAAUUUGGAUGCCAAGGAAGUAGCCGUCUCAGAAGAAGGGCUAAAGAAAGACUUUCCUGCAGGAAUUUGGGAAUGUGGUGCAGAUGCUCUCCGUUUUGCUCUCGUGUCUUAUACUGCUCAGCAUGAUAAGAUUAAUUUGGACAUCCAAAGGGUUGAGAGCUAUAGUUGCUGGUGUAAUAAAUUGUGGAAUGCAGUGCGAUUUUCUCUGAGCAUACUUGGGGAUGACUAUGUUCCACCCUCAAGUGUAAAUCCGGAUUUGCUUCCAUUUAGUUGCCAGUGGAUACUCUCGGUACUGAAUACAUCCAUAUCCAAAAUUAUUUCGUCACUGGAAUCCUAUGAGUUAUCAGAUGCGGCCACCGCAGUGCAUGCUUGGUGGCAAUACCAGUUGUGCGAUGUUUUUCUUGAAACUAUCAAGCCUUACUUUUUUGGUAACGAUCCAAAGUUUGCAUCUGAAAGGGGUUUCGCACGGGAUACACUAUGGUUAUGUCUUGAACAUGGGUUACGGUUGCUUCAUCCUUUUAUGCCAUUUGUCACAGAAGAACUGUGGCAACGUCUUCCAUCUUCCGGGGUUCACAAGAGGGCAAUAUCAAUUAUGAUGUGCGAGUAUCCAUCCAUUGUAGAUUGCUGGACAAAUGAAAGGGUGGAGUCUGAGAUGAACCUUGUAGAGACUGUUGUGAAAUCUCUCCGUUCACUUGCAAAAGAAAGUCGUGAAAGGCGACCAGCUCAUGUAAUGUGUCGAAACAAUUUGGAUUGGAAUAUAAUCUGCAGCCAUCGACUGGAGAUUGAAGCUCUUGCCCAUUUGUCUUCUUUGACGAUACUCAGCGAGAAUGACAGUUUUCCCACCAGCACCGUCUCCAGUGGAUAUGAGAUGUGUCUUGUAAAUGAAUAUCUGUCGGUUUUUCUGAGGGUUCCAAGAGUAAAGGCAGACCCUGAAAAGAUCCGCGAGAAGAUGGAAAAAUUCAUACUGGAACGGGAAAAGCUGUAUCUGAUGAUAAACUCUCCUGGUUACCAAGAAAAGACAUCUGAAAAGAUUCAAGAAUCCAACGCUGACAAGCUAGAAUGCUUGAAGCAGGAAAUAAGUACUCUGGGAAGGUUAUGGUGGAUGAAUUCUCCUGGUUACCGAAAAAAGGCGUCCGAGGAAGAUCAAGCAUGUAGUGCUGACAAUCUAGAAUUCUUAGAGAAGGAAAUAAUGGAAAGGCUGCGAUGCUCCUUUGUUUAAAGGGGCGAUUGUUUUGUUUCCCGAUCGCCACCAGGCGUCAAGAUUAGAUAUUUAUGAUGUAAUUAUGAUUUUGUUAGUUUAAAUUGCCUUUGGUACAUUCACGUAUCAGCAAAAUUGCAGAAAUACAGAGUUAUCUCCUUUCAUCA
This is a messenger RNA of Malus domestica (apple), 3774 nucleotides long. Its product is annotated as valine--tRNA ligase, mitochondrial 1-like. Gene Ontology annotation, biological process: valyl-tRNA aminoacylation. The record is from RefSeq and is a predicted model, not a curated record. Gene Ontology annotation, cellular component: cytosol. Gene Ontology annotation, molecular function: valine-tRNA ligase activity; aminoacyl-tRNA deacylase activity; ATP binding. NCBI's taxonomy places the organism in Eukaryota, Viridiplantae, Streptophyta, Magnoliopsida, Rosales, Rosaceae.